ACUGCCAUUUCAGUUCAGAUUUGUUCAGACUUGUGAGAAAAAAACAAAGAAAAUUUCUGGGUUUUUUUUCUAGAUUUGAUUUUGGGGGGUGUUUUUAUUUGAAAAUAUGGAAGAAGGGUUGUCGGGGUUUUGUAUUAAAGGGAGUCAUGUUCGUGGUAAUAAUGGGAACAACAAUGGUGGUAGUGGAACUAAGUGUGGGAGAUGGAACCCUACGACUGAACAGGUUAAGGUUUUAACCGAACUGUUUAGGUCUGGACUCCGAACACCGAGUACUGAUCAAAUCCAGAAGAUUUCUACACAGCUUAGCUUUUAUGGGAAGAUUGAAAGUAAGAAUGUGUUUUAUUGGUUCCAGAAUCAUAAAGCUAGGGAAAGACAAAAGCGUAGAAAGGUCUCUAUUGAUGAAAAUGAUUUCAUUUCUAGAGAUAACAUCUUCAAUAACAACAACAACAAGAUUUCAUCUUCGAAACGGUUUUUCGAGGUUAAGGAAUAUCAAUCAGAUCAAAGGGUUAUCGAGACAUUACAACUAUUUCCAUUAAAUUCCUUUGAUGAAAAUGAGCAAGAGAAGCUGAGAUUCCAUGCAAACGAAUGUAGGGAAACAUCAUCAUUUCCAUACACAAUCAAUAACCCAGAAAUGGAUCAUCCACCAUUGGAUCUUCGUUUAAGUUCCCUGUGAAAAAAAAAAUCAUAAAAUGUUGAAAAAAAAAGUAAUUUUAGGUUUAGGCAAUGAUGAAA
This is a messenger RNA of Gossypium raimondii (Peruvian cotton), 732 nucleotides long. Its product is annotated as WUSCHEL-related homeobox 5. Gene Ontology annotation, biological process: plant organ development. NCBI's taxonomy places the organism in Eukaryota, Viridiplantae, Streptophyta, Magnoliopsida, Malvales, Malvaceae. The transcript has 2 exons. The coding region runs from base 107 to 673 and encodes 188 amino acids. Gene Ontology annotation, molecular function: DNA-binding transcription factor activity; DNA binding. The record is from RefSeq and is a predicted model, not a curated record.